CCCUAAAGAGCCUGCAAGCUCUUAUGGCAAUCCAAGUUCGAGCUCGGGCAAAUCGAAUCCAGCUGCUCGAGGAGGACCACGAGCUUCUCGAAAGGCGACGACAUGAACAUCUCACUAACACCAAUCUCGACAAAGAGACGAUAAACAUGAAUCUCGACGAAACUCGGAGACCAUAUAAGAGCAAAAGUGGCCAUAUAACUCAUUCUCAAAUUGAACAGAUAAAGAACGGACCAAAUGCUUGUUCUUGUCGACGAAAUCUUUUGAUCCCGACGAGACAACAUCAGCACAAAAACCACUCCAUUUCCAUAGAACCAAACAGUUCCGAGUACUAUGUUUUAAUGUCGAAAUCAACUACUAACAGAACAUUAUGUUCCAUGGAUCCGCCAAGGCAUUCAGACUUCGUGCCUGAUGAGUAUCCCUGCUAUCCAAAUUAUAUGGCCAAGACAGAGUCCUCGAGGGCAAAACUUCGGUCGCAAAGUGAACCAAGACAGCGACCCGGCUCGAGCGCCUGGCCAAAGUGCAAGCAAGCAGAAAGUGCUUUACAAAAAUGAAACAUAAUGGUUAUG
Messenger RNA from Cucurbita maxima (winter squash), 566 nucleotides. RefSeq lists its product as uncharacterized. Bases 24 to 551 code for a protein of 175 amino acids. The transcript is spliced from 2 exons. NCBI's taxonomy places the organism in Eukaryota, Viridiplantae, Streptophyta, Magnoliopsida, Cucurbitales, Cucurbitaceae. The record is from RefSeq and is a predicted model, not a curated record.